CGCCUCGAUUGCGAUUGCUUUGAUUUUGAUUUUUCGCAGCUUAAGCGGUCCACAAGACAACCACAGCCACAUUCGUACCUCCGCAGCAUAAAAAGAAAGAAGCGACAUGUAGUAGCUUACUUUUCCCGGAAGCAGAAUUCCCCGCGCUUGUAUGUAGUAGUGCAAAACCACCAUGGUCAAUUUCUUUUCGCGCGGCCCGUCCGCAGCACAGGCUGCGACCAGCUCGACGUCCGGAGGACCUUCGAUCUUGCCGGCGCACACCACAACGCCCGUCGAGCUGAACGUCGACAAAGUGGCCAAGAUCCACCAGACCCACUUCACCGGCCGCAAUGCGCGGAGAGGGAGAACCACUGCGAACAACGCGGCGUUGAUUCCCCCGGCUGUCACGAACAGACGAGGACAGCAGCAGCAGCAGCAGCGGGAUCUCCUGGCAGGAGGUAAUACAACAAAUCCUGCGCGCGAUAAUACUACUUUCGCGACCACCCCCUCCCCCCGGGAUGUGGAAUCUGACAAGAAGGCCUUCCAAGAAAUUCUCAAGCUUUUCACCACAACCACAAUAUUACCACAACUCCUCAUCACCGCAACAAAAGAUCCCCGCGGCCCGGGACAGCAGCAGUUUUUCCAAUUCAUCGAGCAGUUAACCGAAUUGACCCGGUGGUUCGGCAACUACGCCUUUGCUGCAACGAGAGUUGAGGGGAGGUUGGCGAUUGCGGCAUUGGUAAAUUUCAGGAAGGUGGUGUUUCAAGCGUGUAGUAGGGAGAUGAAUUCUGCUGCUGGUGGGGAAGUGAAUAAUAACGCUGGUGAGCAGCCCGCAGGUGCUGGGGACGUCAACAUGGACCAGGCCGGAAUGAAUGCAGGUAACAAUGCAACAAAUGCAACAACUUUAGCACGAGCAAAACCAACCACCGCUUCGUACCUCCUCCCACCCGCGGUGCAGUAUCUUUACCAAAUUUCCUUCAUCGCGUCUGCACAGUUGGCCCGAUUAGCGCUGAAGCAGAACAUGCCAAACAUUGUCUCAGAUCACAUCGAAAGAGAAGCACCGAACAAAUUCACAGCUUUGUGUGGGAUGAGUUUGAUGUCAUCCGGAAGGAAUGCGAACAAUCUUGCAGCAGAACAACCCACAAACACUUUCGUCCACGCGGUCGAUUACUUUCUCUACCACUACUACGCCGGGAACUGCUAUCUGUUGCUGAAAAACUUCGAACGCGCGGAGGUGAUGUUUCGGCAUUUGAUGCAGUCGUGUCAGUUGUCUUCCGGGAUGCUCUCCGGGAGACUAGGCGGUGGAAACAACGGGAAGUCAUUUUUCUCCGAUAGCGGGUUUUCGCCAAGUAGUUUUUACAACCGAGGGAUGAUCGGAGGAAGUAGCGGGACAAAAGACGGGAAAAAUGCGUCGAAUGGAAAUGCAAAUGCAACAAACAGCAAGUCCGGUGCAAUCCGAAAGACUUCGAAGAAGCAGUCUGCGUCCUCGUCGUUGUUCCAAACCGCGGGCUCGUUAUUCGGGUUUGGGGGAUCUAGUGGAUCAACGAAAAAUACCACUAGCAACAACCCAGAGACCACGACUGGCGUACGAUCGAAAAGGAAUGACGGGAGUGGAGGUCCUGCUCCCGAUGUCCCACCGGGAGCUGCCGUAAACAGUCCCUUCUCGGUCGGCCAUUUAGCGGAAGACGCGUUGCUGAAGUUCUGGCUGUUGCAGUUAGUGAAUUUGGACUUUCGCUUGCUGUUUUCCAAAUUCUUGUCGGAGCGAAAGCAGUUUAUGGCAGAUAGAAAAGCGAAUAAAAUAGCAGGAGCUGCUGCAGCUUCUUCUGAUGACAAAUCGAAAAAGAGGAAAAGGAAGGCGAAAGCAGCGAAGGCAACGACAGUCGCUAGCGCUUCCGCAAAUUCUUCGACUGGAUCGGUGUUGGUUGACACGUUUUACCAGAAAGCGGCGAAACGGGGGGCGAAGCAGGCAGCUGCGGAUAUGGUCGUGAAUAAUAACAGCAGUAGUGCUGGAAUCAUGAAAAGUUCUUCCUUUUCGUCUUCCUCCUCCUCGAAGGGUAAAAAGAAGAAAAAAGAACCCGAACAACUCCACCUCAGCCUCAUUCCGCACAUGAAAAUCAGCAUAGGGAACUCGAUUUCAAAAAACCCAAAUUUGCUGUGGAUGCUGAAGAUCGUGUAUGGUACGACGAAUAAUACGGGGAACACUAACGGUGCGAAGGGAAACAAUGCAGGAGGUUCGGGAAACAAGCAGAACAAGGACCGCGGGGCACCAGGUGGUCCACCUCCGUACGGAGGUACUUACGGGCUGCGAGACCACGAGGAGGAGUCAUUUAAGCAGCAGUCCUGGUACAGCGGGAUGAUGGGACGGUCGGCGGCAAGAUUCGGCUCCGGAGCUGCUGGUGCGCAAAGUACUUCUAUCAGGGAGAAGAAUGACAGAAGAAACAGAGACUGGAGCCCAACUGGGAAUAGUAGAGACAGACCGGACAGCGCUCGUGAAAAGGGAAGGGGGAAAAGAGGCACUGGGAAUAACAGUACUAGAAUGGGCCCACCCGGAGUGCCGGGUUCUACCAGCGGAGGACAAGGUGCUGGGUCUUCAGCAGCUGGGAACAAUAAUGUUGACGGAACUUCUACACAACAGCAGCAAGAAGGUAAUAACGCCACGAAAGGAGACGGCAGUAGUUCAAGUUCUCUCUCCACCAUCAAUUUCUACCAAAAGCUCGAGGAGCUCUUUGAGUACCCGUGGGAAAUCGAGCAGCUCUGUCACAUGAUUUUCGCCAAGUAUUGUGACCAUUUCCACAAAUUGAUCCGGGUGGUGCAUGGAAUACCAAAAGCACUAACAGUCAUUUUAGAAGCUUUGAUCGAGAAAUCCCGGACCUUCGUUUGCUACCUCCUCGCUUUCAUCUACGAAUCCUGCUCGGUUCGGAUCCACGUAGCCAGGAAGAUCGCGAUCGUUGGGAGGCGGUUUAAAGGAAUACAGAAUUCGGUGCGGUUUGUGCUGAAGGCGAAUGAAAGCUUGUGUGGUGCUGGCGAGGAGGAAAAUAACGGAAGUUCUGCGGGUGAGAAUGGUAAAUUAGCGGCGAAAAAUUCGGUGCUGAAAUCUUCCCCGGGAACGGAUUUGAGGGACGUAAAUAAAAACUCGAAGAAAGGAACUGGCAGCUCGUCCAGCCUUUUCCCCUCCGCCAUCACAAAUUUGUUUUCCCGAGGAGGAGGCAGUGCCGGUUCUGGUCAGCAACUACAGCAGGAUGAGCGAAACCAAGAAGCUACAGGGUCUGCUGCAGCGUCUUCUUCUAGCAGCUCCGCUGUUGCACCAGCUGCACCGGGAGGGGAACCAGAGCAGCCUGAACAAGCAGGGAACAAAGACAGUCCGGGGAGUAGUAAAAACUCCAAUUCACCGGGUAAGAAACAGCAAAUCGGGAACAACCAACAGAUGAUCUUCGCUGAUGGGAGGAUGUCCACACCACCGCGCAGGAAUUUUGAGAAGCGGAAUGUUAGAGUUCCGGAAGAAGAGGUGAUGCAGAAUGAAAACGAAGGAGCGCGUCGGGUUGUCGAUGAGGAGGACGUCGGCAACGACGAGGAGUUGCUAGACAGUUCUGAUGGAAAUAACGAUAACGAGGAUCUUCAAAAUGGCGAAAAUUAUGACAACCUCGAAGAUGAGGAUGACGACAUGGGGGUCGUGGUAGAACAAGAUGAGCCUCCAAUUGCCGCUACUGCAAGUGGCGCAUCUGACAUGACGGCGAAUCCCAGCUUGGUACAUCCUGCGAAUUCAGCAUUACAACCGGAGGGGGAGAUGAUGAAUAUUGUGGAUCCGAUGGAAGUGGAUACGGGGAUGUUGAACAACACGAAUUCAAAUUCCUCGCUUUCAGAAGAUAACGCGCAGGGCAGAAACGGGGCGGAUGGAGGGACAAGCAGUAGACCAGGGCCCAGGUAGGUGGAAGUUGUUGCGAGUACUUCAGGUAGCUUUGGUAGGCAUGGAGUUAUUUUGUGCGGUCGGUUUUGGUCGUGUUAGUUGAGUUGUGCGUUGAUGUGCGGUUUCAACAUCCAAAACCAUUUAUCACGAAAAUCAAAAACAGAAACUCCCGCGCAAAAUCGGGAAAGCGGAUGCGCGACGCGGAAAACGCGACAGGGAAAGGAGAAGCAGCCGCCAGGAGAAGGAAAAGGAAUCAAUCGGCUGAGGAGGUACUUCUAAAUGAUGUAAAAUUUGUGAUGCAGCAUGCAGGUUGAGGUUCUGUUUUGCAUUGCUCUAAUUGAAUUAGCGAGGAACAUCUUUCACUCGUGAUCAAGUGGUAAAGGGUAACAUAACUUUCAAAAUCCUAAAACCCUAUCAGAUAAAGACGCUUGCAGCAGCUUCCGGUCGAGCGCGAAGUGGUAUGGCGACGCUGUCUACGACGACGAGAGGCCAGGUCCUCGGGCCGCGCAGGAUACAGCAAAGAACAAGUUCUCUGUCAAAAAUAAAACGGAAAAUCAAAAUCCGGCGAGUUUUGUUGAAGAAACUGCAGUUGAAAUGGACGAAGCAAGCGCACGGGUUCUUGGAUCACCUUGCGCAGUUCGAAGCGGGGCUGAGUGUGGAAAAGGUACUUUGGAUACAUACGACUGUAGUGUUGUUUUGCUUGUUGUCUGUCUGUCGUGCUGUAUCAGCAGGGAAACAAAACAAAUUUGUGUCGCGUGAUCACUUAAAACUGUGCAUGCCAAACACGAUGACCUACAUCUAUCAGGACCCUGCGACAACCACCAGCGUCGCUUCCAUGCCAGAUAACUCGACGCUGAGCGAUUGGGUUCGGCUUCGUAUUCUCUUCAACCCGGAGCAGAUAGCGGAUAAGGCAGUGUUAGGAUCGAAAAUAGUACCGCCGACGGGGCAACAAUUGGUGGGUUGCGAAGCGGACCAUGAGAACUUGCGCAAACAGCGGGAACGGCUCGGAGCAUUGUGCAAGGAGUUGCAAGUGAUGCUGGCGGAGAGUGCUGUCGCAGGGGGUUGAGUAUGUGAGGAAGGGCGAGCGCGAGCGUGAAAAGAAGUAGUGUGGUUGCGUGCUCUACAUUGCUCGUUGUAUCUUUUACUACUUAGCACCACUAGCUCCACGCUUCCCACUGCUGCGAGAGGUCUAACCAAAGUUACAAGGAAAUGCGGAAAACAUGAUCUGGCAAUGAACUCAUGUGAAGCUGCUGCGGAAGUAGCACGAGUGGCAGAAAAUGUAACAGAUACACAGAGUGGCUUUGCUUGUUUUUGUGAACACCAACAAGACCAGUAGAAAGCUCAGUAGCAUCAAGGCGACUUGAAAAGGCAAGUGUUCAC
Messenger RNA from Amoebophrya sp. A120, 5263 nucleotides. Lineage: Eukaryota; Dinophyceae; Syndiniales; Amoebophryaceae. The record is from the annotation of a GenBank genome assembly.